UUGUUUAGUUCUGACGGAUAAGGCAUGGCUUCCACUCCGCUACUCUCACCCUCCUCUGCCGCCGUAACCCACCAAUCUCUUCCUUCCUCUUCCCGUUCUCUCUUCCCUCUAUUCUCUUCCAAGCCCAUCUCCAAAUCUCUCCGGCGAUUUGAAAGGCUCCACGUGUCCUCUCCGACCAACAAGUCCGCCGCAGCCACUCCGUCCGCCCCUAAAAAACCCGCCGGAGAAACCAUCUUCUUCGACGGCGGCGCCCACUAUGGCGACCUACUUGCCAACCUGCUUCUAGGUUUCACUCUCUUAUGGCUGCCCUUAACCCUCGCGGCGGUUUCUAGGGCGUUCUAUCUCAGGUACAGGUUCACGAAUCUCCGGGUCACAGUGAUUUCGGGUCUCACGGGCCAAGACCGAAGCGAUUUCUCGUAUAAGGUGAUUAAGGACGUUCAAGUGGUACCUAGAUUCAUCGGCGAGUGGGGUGACGUCGUGAUUACUCUCAAGGAUGGGACUAAGGUGGACCUUAGAAGCGUCCCCAAGUUCAGAGAAAUCGCCAAGUAUUGCCUUGCCAUGGCGGAGAAGCCUGUCGUCUUGAGGGAAUCUGGGCCUAAAGGGUUCUAGAAUUUUUCGAAGAGAAUGAUGAUAGGAAUCAAGAACCCACUUCAGACCCAAAAUUCAGAGCCUAUGAUCCUUUGAAAGAGGCUUUGCAAUCUUCGAUAAGGGAAGUGUUUGAGGUGGAGACCGAAUAACAAGCCCAACAACACUUUUCAUAUUGGGAAAGUCACUUCUUCCUUGUGACUUACCUAAUUUGGAAAGUAAAGGUGAAGUCAUUUCUACUGUGGCAAACGAAGGAGGCAACUUAAUGGUGCAAGAGCUUCCAAGUGACUAGGGUGCAUGAAAAAUCCAAGUAAGCACAAUUUAAUCAUGCAGGAAAAGCUAAAAUGACGGCACAUGUCUUUCUUAUUGGGUCAUUAGUUUUUUUAUGUAUUUAUUUGGGCUAGACAUUUAAAUAAGGGAGAAUAGCAUCUAAGGCCUUUGGAAGGAAGAGAGCUGCAGAGAAAGCCUAAUAGAACUUGAAAUUUCUCAGCAAGGCCUAAGGAUCUGCAUGAAAUUGAGUUUUGAGAUAAAAGUCAAAUACCCCUGAUUUUCAUGAAUGCCUUUUUGAAUGUUGGUAGUA
Messenger RNA from Prosopis cineraria, 1165 nucleotides. RefSeq lists its product as uncharacterized. Lineage: Eukaryota; Viridiplantae; Streptophyta; Magnoliopsida; Fabales; Fabaceae. The coding region runs from base 25 to 609 and encodes 194 amino acids. The transcript has 2 exons. The record is from RefSeq and is a predicted model, not a curated record.